Cuscuta europaea is the source of this 2504-nucleotide messenger RNA. The record is from the annotation of a GenBank genome assembly. Lineage: Eukaryota; Viridiplantae; Streptophyta; Magnoliopsida; Solanales; Convolvulaceae.
CUGCCACUUCCACUUCCACACUGUGCUCUAUUCUGUUGAUCCAAAAAAACUGAGAUAAUAAUAAAGGACAUCUAUUUUUUUUUUGUGGAUCAAAAAAAAAAAAUUGGCUCUAUUCUGAUUAAGAACUUUUGGCUCUAUUCGAUGACGAUCAAUCGACGUCCGCUACUCCGCUUCACCUAUCUUCUUCCCCAAAUUAUCACGAAUGUUUGCAGAAAAGUGAUGAUUAAGAACUUAAUGAACUGGUAAUUAGCUCUCGAUCUCAAGGCUGAUCUUAUAUUAUAUCCGUCUGUAUACAUACAUAGUUACUUCCAGGAUAAUUUGGAACUGAUAUAGUGGUAUGCGCAUAUUCCUAAUUACAGUGUAUAUGUGUUUCUAUAUGUAUAUGAUUACAUCAGGUUUGUACUCGUAUGAUAAAGAAUUGAACGCCUGAAAGUGGCCCUUAGUCAUCGAAGCCAGAACGAGAGCGGAUGGAUAUAUUUCGCGGCUGUGCUGCAAUUAUCCAAUUCGUUUUUGGCUGUGGGGAUAACGAUUCCGAUGACUAUCGACCACGACGACCAGAAGCCGAUUGGAGAAAGCAGUACCACGAUCCUGAACUUAGAAAUCGUAAUGUUGCUGCUUCUGCUGCUUAUCUUUCUAGUUUAUUCCCAGAGGAUAAAAGGGAAAUCACCUCCGCCAACAAAAGCUCUUUUUCAUUCAUUCAUUCAUCUCCCGCCUCACACAAGGUUUUCAGUGAAGACUCUACAAAGACGAGAGACUCUCAGAAUCAAAGUAAAAGCACCACUCCAAAAUACGCCUAUCAGACAUCUUCUUCUCAGCUAUCCCGUGAGAAUAAGUUUCCUUUUCCAAAUACAGCCAAGCUGCCCCCAUCUCCCUCACCCUCUCCUAAACCAGCACCAUCCUCCCCACCAUCUUAUGCUCAAAAGAAGCCUUCUCUGUCCACCAAACCAACCUUGCGUGUCGAUUCUUGGUCUUCUGAAAAAAAUCAAUACAUUUGGGAUGAGAAGGAUGCAACACCAACAUAUGCAGCUCCUGAUGAUAUUAAAAGACAAAUCGAAAUGGAUAUUGUGCCACAUGCUCUGAAGAAGCCAUUGUCCAUCUCAACUUACAAGGACUACUUCCGUGCUUUAUUGUAUGCCGAGGACUACUAUCUCGAGAAAUGGGAUGGUUUUAAAAUGUUUGAUGUGACCUUGGAGUUGCACGAUGCAGCAAUUUACAAAAGAAAGAGUAGAGACAAUAGGGAUGAACGAAAAGACAAAAAGAAAUUUGUAGCAUUUGAGAUGGAUAAAAUUCCAGAAAAAAGGCCUUUCUUGUUAUCUCGGGAUUUUGUCUCACUGAGACCUUCAGGGAAGAACUCCCCGAUCUUUAAGGGCCUGGUCUAUAGGGUGGUGAAAAGCAAUCUCUUAUUAUCAGAAUUUGGAGAUGACUUCUUAUAUAAGCACCAUCCAGCCAAAAAAUAUGAUGUCAAGUUCUCAUUCAACAGAGUCUGUUUGAAACGUGCUCACCACGCAAUUGAAUCUGCAUCAGGUCCCUUAUUAAGAAAUUUUGUCUUCCCCAAAUACCUUCCAGAAAGCUGCAAACUUGUUCCCAAACACUCCUCUCUCAUUGAAAAGAUUUUGAGACUCCGGGCCUUCCCACCCCACCUUGUACAGGGACAAUUAUGUAUUACUUGGAAUGGGGAAAAAAACUGUUUAUCGGAAACUGGAAAUUACAUUGUGGACACUGUGGUGGACCUGUUUCUAGCAUCUUCUCUAAACCGGAUCCUUUUGUGCGCACCAGCAAACACAACAUGUGACGAACUCCUGAGAAGACUCAAGUUGUUCAUUCCUGAGCAUGAUAUUUUUAGGGCCAAUGCUGCAUUCCGAGAACGGGAAGAAGUACCCGAAGACAUACUUCCUUCUUGUACAUAUGAAGACGAAACUGAAUGUUUUCUCUGCCCUUCGCGUGAUGAACUCAGCAGGUAUAAGGUAAUCCUGACCACUUUUAUGAGUGCUUACCGGCUACACAACGAGGGCUUAAGGGCUGGGCAUUUCAGCCAUGUCAUUUUAGUGGAUGCCUCGUCUGUAACUGAACCCGAGGCAUUAGUUCCUUUAGCUAACUUUGCUACUGAGGGGACAACCGUUGUUGUCUUCGGUAAAUCAGGAAAUCGUUCAGGCUGGAUACGGUCCACUAUGGCAAGAAAGUUUGGGUUGGCACGCUCUUACUUUGAAAGACUCUGUCAUGACAAUCCAAAUUCCAUCACAGUCCUAACUAGCGCUGAUCAUAUUGAUUAAGGCUGACUGACUGGAUAAUAAAGUAUGGGAUUGUACUGAUAUUUAUUGACGAGAACUAGUAGAUUAUGAAGCAAAGUGAACUUGUUUCGACUUGAAUUGUAUCAUCUCAACAUAAGGUUGUUAAAACCAUACGGAGUAUUUCUAAAUCGAAUAGGAUUAAGGCUUUACGAUAUGAAUGAUUAAUCGUAAGAUAAUACAAUAUAUAUGUGUGUGUGUGAGAGAGAGAGAGUGUGU